This is a messenger RNA of Hyposmocoma kahamanoa, 2876 nucleotides long. Its product is annotated as cyclic nucleotide-gated cation channel alpha-3. Lineage: Eukaryota; Metazoa; Arthropoda; Insecta; Lepidoptera; Cosmopterigidae. Gene Ontology annotation, biological process: monoatomic cation transmembrane transport. Gene Ontology annotation, molecular function: cGMP binding; intracellularly cAMP-activated cation channel activity; protein-containing complex binding. Bases 113 to 1897 code for a protein of 594 amino acids. The transcript is spliced from 10 exons. Gene Ontology annotation, cellular component: plasma membrane; intracellular cyclic nucleotide activated cation channel complex. The record is from RefSeq and is a predicted model, not a curated record.
CAGCAGAGUGGGUCUCAGGCGACGGUCUACGUACGCGAGCGGGCGUCUACGCUCGGGGCCACACUGGUCGUUUGUGUUCGACCCCGCGGGCAGGCUGUGUUACUACUGGUCCAUGGUCGUUUCGCUUGCCUUCCUUUACAACCUCUGGGUCAUAGUGUAUAGGUUCGCUUUUCAAGAAAUUAAUGGUGAAACGUUAAUAGUGUGGUUCUGCCUGGAUUACUUUUCGGACUUUUUGUAUUUGGCGGACAUUCUAUUCCACUUCCGGACGGGGUACCUGGAGGACGGUGUGCUGCAGACAGACGCGGCCAAGCUACGGGCGCAUUACAUGAACUCGACCACAUUCUACAUUGACUGCCUGUGUCUGCUGCCGCUCGACUUCCUUUACCUCUCCAUUGGGUUCAACUCGAUCCUGCGCUCCUUUCGGCUAGUCAAAAUCUACCGCUUCUGGGCUUUCAUGGACCGCACUGAGCGCCACACGAACUAUCCUAACUUAUUUAGAUCGACAAGUUUAAUUCAUUAUUUAUUAGUGAUAUUCCAUUGGAACGGGUGCUUGUACCAUAUAAUUUAUAAAAACAAUGGAUUCGGUAGUAAAAACUGGGUGUAUCAUGACACAGAAACGGCGGACGUUGUGAAACAGUAUUUGCAAAGUUAUUAUUGGUGCACGUUGGCGCUCACGACAAUAGGUGACCUGCCACGGCCGCGCAGCAAGGGCGAAUAUGUGUUCGUGAUAGCACAGCUCCUGUUCGGGCUGCUGCUGUUCGCCACUGUGCUCGGUCAUGUCGCCAAUAUCGUCACCUCGGUCAGCACCGCACGGAAGGAGUUCCAAGCAAAACUAGACGGAGUAAAAACCUACAUGCGCAUGCGACGCGUACCGACGCAUCUUCAGGUGAAGGUGAUCAAGUGGUUCGACUACCUUUGGCUCACGCAGAAAUGCUCCGACGAGGAAAAGGCGGUAUCCUGUUUACCAGACAAACUGAAGGCCGAAAUUGCUAUCAAUGUACAUUUGGACACGCUCAAGAGGGUCGAGAUAUUUCAGAACACUGAAGCGGGCUUCCUGUGCGAGCUGGUGCUGCGGCUACGACCAGUUCUAUUUUCGCCUGGCGAUUACAUAUGCAGAAAAGGCGAAGUGGGAAAGGAGAUGUACAUAGUAAACAGGGGAAAGCUGCAAGUGGUAGGCGACAACGGGAAGACAGUACUAGCAACACUCAAAGCGGGUUCUUAUUUUGGCGAAAUUUCCAUUCUGAACAUGGGCACGGCAGGUAAACAACUUGCGUCGGUGCGCUCCGUCGGGUACUCGGACCUGUUCGUGCUCAGCAAGAAGGACAUGUGGGACGUUCUUAAGGAAUAUCCGGCUGCCAGAGUUCGCCUAGAAGCUAUAGCCGUCAAGAGACUUGAGAAAUAUAAGAAAGCACCGCUGGAGAAAGUGGCAAUGGGCCGGUGUCAGUCAACACCGGGACUCGUAGAGACGAGCGGCCGCGUGCCAAUCGAGGAGAUGCAGCUGCCGCCGGCGCCUGUGCCACCCAUGCACCCCUCACACCCGCCUUCCUACCGGGACCAGCUUUAUAGUUCGUCAGUAAGUCCUCUUCGAGUAGCGUCUCCAGUGGCGUCACUAGCGUCGAGCGUGCGAAGCAGCGCAGCGGGAGGUGGCAGCGUGGCGGCGGGCAGUCUGGCACCGCGCGGCCUUCUCGAUUCGCACGAGGUGCUCGAGUGUGAGAUCAAGCGUCUGCGCGAGCGCCUCUACACCGUCGAGACCGAAAACGCUGCCAUGUCCGCGAAGCUCAGUCAGCAGCAGUGGGAAGUUGACCAGAGGCUGCAAGAGAUCGAGAUGCAGAUCUGUGGUGGCAGCUCGCUGAGUUCGCAGGAGGACAACGAGCGCAACCGCGAGAGCAUCAUUUAACGACGCGCCUCGCCCGAGCCUGCGCCUGCGCCAUUGUGCGCGCAUCAGCACCUCGUCUCUGCCGUGUACUAACCCACCGCCACCGCGCCUUCUGCCGCGCCCCUGCGCCCGCGCCGCUCGCUGGUCGUCGCGCUGAAGACGCCAACUGUGACUUCUGUGAAACAAACUACUCAUAGUGUUUUCAUAACGAGUAACAUAAUAUUACGGAAUAUUUAAAUACGAAUUAACUUUAUCAAAUUUAUAUACGUAGUAUAUACGACUCGCUAAUAUUUGACGAGUGUUCGUGGAGUGAGAUUUUGCCAAGACAAUAUUAUCUUAAAUGUAAUGUCGUUAAGGUACAUCGAGCAAGUGUAGUGUGUCGAGUGCGUGAGGCGAGGUAGUCGCGUCUUGUAGCGCUACCCGCUCGUUCAGCUCGUCUUUGUGCCCCAAGGGCAGUGUCGUUGUUUUGUUAGUUACUGUAUGUUGUGCAUAUAACUUGUGUCUAUGUUACAUGACGGAAAUUGGUUUAUCCAGUAAGAUAAAUUGUGCAAGAAAUAGGUUCCCUCAUAUACAAUGUUCUUAAAGCCCGUAUCUAGUCAACCCUGCGUCUCGCUGGAUGCUGAAGACGUCAAUCACCUCGUGCUUAAAAUAUUGUGUAAAAAGUUAUACAUAUAUUAUGUAUCUGUAUUUGAACUGUGUGCCAAGUAUGAGGCCAAAAUGUGUUAUGCUGCGAGUAAGUUUAAGUUAACUCAUAAAGUACUCGAAAUGGAUGUAUGUCCAUAAAUUUGAGCUUUAAUUAUAAUAAAAUCCUGGGAGACUUAAUCUUAUAUUAUAUUUUCCACUUUGAAUCUUCACUAAUUAUAAUUUAUAUUUCUUACUGUAAUUAAUUUACUUGGAAUUCAUUAUUUCUUGCAACACUCUAGGGAAUAGUUCUUUCAUCGUCAAUGAUCAAUGACCUAGCAUUUUGCGAGCAUUUCAUUCGUUAUUAUACAAAAACGAC